AUGGCUUCGCAGUUCAGCGGUGUGCUGCAGCUGACAGACCUCGAUGAUUUUAUCACCCCCUCUCAGGAAUGUGUCAAACCUGUCAAAGUAGAGAAGAAACAAGGUAAAUCUGUGGCCAAAAUUCAAAUAGAAGACGAUGGCAGUUACGUCCAGGUCAGCCAGGAUGGUGGCAAGCAGAAGCUGGAGAAAGCAAAGAUCACACUGAAUGACUGUUUGGCCUGCAGUGGCUGUAUCACCUCCGCUGAGAGUGUCCUCAUCACGCAGCAGAGCCACGAGGAGCUCUUUAAAGUGCUGCGCAACAACAAGGCCAGUGCGACAGAGCAAAAGGUGGUGGUGGUGUCGGUGUCGCCGCAGUCCAGAGCCUCUCUUGCAGCACGCUAUGACCUCAGCAGUACUGAGGCAGGGAGCAGGCUUACUUCUUUCUUCAAAGGUCUUGGGGUUCAUCAUGUGUUUGAUACAAGCUUUAGUCGGACCUUCAGCUUGCUGGAGAGCCAGAGGGAGUUUGUGGAGCGUUUCCAGAGGAAGGAGCAGGACACCAAAUGUCUACCCAUGUUGACAUCAGCCUGUCCAGGUUGGAUUUGCUAUGCAGAGAAGACCCACGGGGAGUUCAUUCUUCCAUACAUCAGUACCACUCGCUCCCCCCAGCAGAUGAUGGGUUCUCUGGUUAAAGGCUACUUUGCUGAACAACAGGGUCUCAGUCCACAGCAGAUCUACCAUGUGGCAGUAAUGCCCUGCUUUGACAAGAAACUCGAGGCCUCGAGGUCAGACUUCUACAUGAACGAAGCUGAGACUCGGGAAGUGGACUGUGUCAUCACCUCUGGAGAGGUUCAGAUAAUGCUGGAGGAGAAAAAUGUGUCUCUUAGUGAUGUGGAACCGGCGCCCCUUGAUGAAAUGUUCAGCAGCGUGAGUGGGGGUGAGUUCCUGAGCCACGCUGGGAGCGGGUCAGGGGGCUACCUCCAUCAUGUCUUCACCUAUGCUGCCAGGCAGCUGUUUGGAGAAGAGGUGAAGGAGCUCACCUACAAAACCCUCAGGAAUAAAGACUUCCAGGAAGUGACUAUAGAGAGAGACGGAGUUGUCCUGUUGUGCUUUGCAUCCACAUACGGUUUCCGCAACAUCCAGAACCUGGUGCAGAAGCUCAAGAGGGGGAAGUCACCUUACCACUUUGUGGAAGUCAUGGCCUGUCCAUCAGGCUGUCUAAACGGUGGCGGACAGGUGAAGCCCUUACCUGGUCAGAACCCAAAGGAGCUUCUCCAGAAGGUCGAGGCGCUCUACAAGGCAGAGCGCCCCCUAUCGCCUGAGGAUGAUUCUCGUGUGGCCGAGCUGUACCAGUCCUGGCUACGCAGUGUAGGGGAGCAGAGAGCCAAAGAGCUGCUGCACACACAGUACCACACUGUGGAGAAGAUGACGAACGGGCUCACUAUGAAGUGGUGAAUAAUGCAUCUGCAGGAAUCCACCAUCAGCAGACUGGAUGUUAUUGCAGAAUUUUAUUUUUGCACAGCAGACACUGAAUACAGAACCGUCCAGAUACAUGUGCUUACUUCUGGGUUGUGAGCAAAGUCGAAUAUAAGCAGGUGUGAUGUGUGCCAACAACCUUUUAAGCCACUUAACAUAGUGUGCCUGGAAAGGUAGAAGACCCAGGCGUGGAUAGAAGACACAAUGAUGAAAGUCAAGCCAAAUUAUGUAUGUGGUCUGAGAAUUUGUCCUUACACUGCUGAUUGUCAUUUCACACGUAUGAAUAGUCAGUUAUUAAUUUGUGUGGCACCUGUUACACUUCAAAAAUGUGAUCUGAAAUAAUAUACAGCAAAAUAUAAUCAUUCCUGUUUAUUAAACCUUAUUAUGUGUGUAUAUGUAUAUAUAUAUACAUGUAUAUAUACAGAAAAAUAAAGACAUUAUUUAAUUGUAACCAUUCAUUUUGU
Molecule: messenger RNA, 1916 nt
Organism: Chelmon rostratus (copperband butterflyfish)
Lineage: Eukaryota; Metazoa; Chordata; Actinopteri; Chaetodontiformes; Chaetodontidae
Gene: ciao3
Product: nuclear prelamin A recognition factor-like
Exons: 11
Coding region: 1-1431 (476 amino acids)
Biological process (GO): iron-sulfur cluster assembly
Cellular component (GO): cytosolic [4Fe-4S] assembly targeting complex
Molecular function (GO): 4 iron, 4 sulfur cluster binding
Source: RefSeq, a predicted model, not a curated record